CUCCUUAUUACCACUCUCAGAUCCCACCCCAUUUGCCCACAAAAAUUAUAAGAAAAGAGAGAGAGCUGAAUCUACACUUGUAUUAUUUUUUAUUAUGGCUCUGCUGACUUUCUUGCCGGAGGCGGCGGCGGAGCCCAUGAAACAACCGCCGAAGCGCCGCAGAAAGCAAGUGAAAAGGCAAAAGCAACCCACCACGUCUUCUUGGGAUCAAAUCAAGAACUUGCUCACUUGCAAACAGAUGGAACGGUCCAAAGUCCACGACCCUUCGAAGAACAAUAACCCGGCGCCGCCUCAUCAUCAUCAACAUGGCUACUCAAAACUGGGUUCCUCUUGUAGCUCCAUCUGCAGCUUCAGGGACGUCGUUCAUGGAAACACGAGGGUUGUUCACAGAGCUGAUAACUCACCUGAGAGUAGCACAUUAGGUCAAGAAACUGCGCUGCUCAGACGCAAAGCUGUUAAUGGGUCGUCGUCGCGGUCCUUGUCGGGGUCAACAAGAUCCAAUAACAGCACCACCACCUCGUCUUCUUCAAGAGCUAUUCAAUUCAGGAAGCUUUCUGGGUGUUAUGAAUGUCAUACGAUCGUUGACCCUAGCAGGUAUCCAUCGUCAAGAACAAGCAUCUGUGCCUGCUCACAGUGCGGAGAGGUGUUCCCAAAAAUUGAAAGCUUGGAACUUCAUCAAGCAGUUCGCCAUGCAGUUUCGGAGUUGGGUCCAGAAGAUUCGGGCCGGAACAUUGUGGAAAUUAUUUUCAAAUCCAGCUGGCUAAAGAAGGACAAUCCGAUCUGUAAGAUCGAACGGAUAUUGAAAGUCCACAACAACCAACGCACCAUCCAACGGUUCGAGGACUGCCGCGACGCAGUGAAAACGCGCGCCCUUAAUAGCACCAGAAAGAACCCCAGGUGCGCCGCUGACGGCAACGAACUCCUCCGUUUCCAUUGCACAACCUUGUCCUGCUCCCUCGGCGCGCGCGGCUCCUCCAGCUUGUGCGGCUCCAUCCCCGGCUGCGGCGUCUGCACCAUUAUCAGACAAGGGUUCCAAAACAAAGGCGAAGGGACCGCGCCAGCCGCAGAAUUCAAGGGUGUCGUCACAACGGCUAGUAGCGGUAGGGCCCACGACUCAAUUAAGCGUACGGACGGACGUAGGGCCAUGCUGGUUUGCCGUGUGAUCGCGGGAAGGGUGAAGCGAGUGGCGGAUGAAGCGCCGCCGUUGGAGGACGAGAAUAGCAGCGGCGUAUCUUCCUCGGCUGGUUCGUACGACUCUGUAGCUGCGUACGCCGGGGUUUACUCCAAUCUGGAGGAGAUAGUUGUCUUUAAUCCAAGGGCUAUCCUUCCUUGUUUCGUAGUCAUUUACAAAGCACUUGAAUCUGGAGUGAUAUGAAAACUCAAAAUAUCAUUAUUUUCAUAGAAUUAGUGUAAUCAAACGAUGCUCAUUAACAGUGUACAUAAACUUUGAUCUUACGUUGUGCCACACGAGAUAAAAGCCCUUUCUUUUUGGGAUUGAAUUAUAA
This is a messenger RNA of Gossypium arboreum, 1505 nucleotides long. RefSeq lists its product as uncharacterized. Lineage: Eukaryota; Viridiplantae; Streptophyta; Magnoliopsida; Malvales; Malvaceae. The coding region runs from base 95 to 1375 and encodes 426 amino acids. The transcript is spliced from 3 exons. The record is from RefSeq and is a predicted model, not a curated record.